Molecule: messenger RNA, 1417 nt
Organism: Perkinsus marinus ATCC 50983
Lineage: Eukaryota; Perkinsozoa; Perkinsida; Perkinsidae
Product: Serine/threonine-protein kinase RIO2, putative
Exons: 13
Coding region: 1-1386 (461 amino acids)
Biological process (GO): maturation of SSU-rRNA; protein phosphorylation
Cellular component (GO): preribosome, small subunit precursor; cytosol
Molecular function (GO): ATP binding; protein serine/threonine kinase activity
Source: RefSeq, a predicted model, not a curated record
AUGCGUUUAGACUGUGAGAUCUUCCGCUACCUCAGCAAGGAGGACUUACGAGUCCUACAGGCUCUCGAGGUUGGCCAUAAGAACCACGAGCUGGUCCCGUUGCAGUUGGUGGAGAGCAUUGCUGGGCUCAAACGUGGAGGUUGCUUCAAGACUCUGCAGAAUCUACUCAAGCACAAGUUGGUGGCACACGACGGGAAGACCUACGAUGGCUACAAGCUCACUUACAACGGCUACGACUUUCUCGCCCUCAGGACUUUGAUGUCUCGUGGGAAUAUCGCUGGAGUUGGGCAGAGGGUAGGCGUUGGGAAGGAGAGUGAUAUACACGUUUGCACUGACGAUGAAGGUCGACAACUUGUUAUCAAGUUCCACCGUUUGGGUAGAGUGUCCUUCAAGACAGUAAAAGAGAACAGAGACUACCUACAGCAUCGGCAGUCUGCAAGCUGGAUGUACUUGGCUCGUCUAGCAGCUGCUAAGGAGUACGCCUACCUCACUGAGCUCUACAACGCCGGCUUCCCUGUACCAGAGCCUGUUGGUAGCAAUAGACAUGCUAUUGUGAUGGAGUACCUCGAUGACGCCACUCCCAUGUGUCAAAUAAGGAAGCUGGAAAAGCCAGAGAUACUUCUCGAACGAUGCAUGUCCCUGCUCCUCAGUAUAGCUCAAAGCGGUGUCAUUCAUGGUGACUUCAACGAGUUCAAUCUCUUAAUACGGACAGUACGAGUAAAUCCUCUCGAUGAGUCCAGUGAGGUAGAAGACUACGAGGUCUACGUCAUCGAUUUCCCUCAAGUCCUUUCUGUCGAAAAUCCCGACGCUAAACGUAUCUUUGAAAGAGAUGUCGAAUGCAUCGCGACCUACUUCGCCAAAAACCACAAAUAUAUGGUGGAUACAGUGCCGUCUUUCGAGGAGGACGUUUUGCCUGUUUACCGAGCCAAGACCAAAGUGGAGGGCAUAAACCUUGCUAGUGUCAUCACUGAAGGAGAAGAUAAGCUGCUUAUGGAUAGCUGCGCGGCAUUCGCGGGUCUCGACCAAGAGGAGUGUCCUGACCUCACCGAGGGAGACGACACCCUUGAUGACCUUCUGGCUGGGUUGGAGGCAGAUCCCAAAAGCUCCCCAACUGUGGAUGUUGAUGGUGAAGGAGCUGUUAGUGAUGGUCCGGAGUCUACGGCAUCGGAGUGGGAGGAUAGAGAAGAAAAGCGACGGGUGAUCAAAAGCCAGAAUCAUGUUCUACGAAAGCAAAGGCGAAAACCCCAGGGUAAGGACGUUCGGGCGAAGGUAAAUCGACAACUGCGGUCGAAGAAUAAGGCCAAGCCAAAUGUACAGAAGUCUCGGGAAGCUCGACAGAAUCAAAGGGAGAUCAAAGAGAACAGCUCUAUUGGAUCGUGGUUCUGAUCUCUGGUUGUCAUUCUCUCACGAUUGUGCA